Messenger RNA from Phyllotreta striolata, 1040 nucleotides. NCBI's taxonomy places the organism in Eukaryota, Metazoa, Arthropoda, Insecta, Coleoptera, Chrysomelidae. The record is from the annotation of a GenBank genome assembly.
UAGUAACGAUGAAACUUCUCAUUUUAAUAACCUCGUUUUCGACCGUUCUAUCAUUACUAAAUGACGCAAUCGAAACCCAAGAUUCUCAAUUAUUCUUCGUUUAUCUAGGCAUAAACGAGGAAAUACAAGUCGAGCAGUUGCUCGCUCCCAUCGAUUCAUCGUUCACCUCCAACGAUAUCAUCUACUACUUCUACAGCAAAUCGAAUCCCACGAACGGUAUUAAAAUUCGCAGCUACGACAGCAGCGCCGUGCGAUUCACCUCUUUCGAUAAUACCAAAAGAACCAUUUUCUCCAUCCACGGAUGGAAAAACAACGCAACAUCAGAUGUCAACAACUACAUCAAAGAUAACGUCCUCAAGAACCACGACGUGAAUGUCUUCGUGGUCGAUUGGGGCGCCAUAGCCGAUAAGAAUUACAUUUCGGCCAAAGAGUGCGUUCCCGGCGUCGGGGCGGCCGUCGCGAGUUUCAUCAAAGAACUCAUUUCCAAGUACGGCUUGAGCCUGGAUCGACUCACCAUUGCAGGACACUCGCUCGGCGCUCACGUGUCAGGAUGCGCAGGCAAAGCUCUAAACUCUCAAGUCGAUACCAUUGUCGGUUUGGAUCCAGCCGGUCCUCUUUACAGCGCGCUCAUCUUGGAAAACCGACUGGAUAAAUACGAUGCCCGUUUCGUGCAGAUUAUCCACACUAACGCCGGUCAGCUGGGCUUCGAUGGGAAUUUGGGCGACGCGGAUUUUUAUCCGAACGGUGGAAAAACGCAGCCGUACUGCAAUUUCGAUGUAACGGGUUCCUGCUCGCACGGCAGGUCAUACAGGUACUACGCGGAGUCGUUCAAUAACGAUAAUUUCGUGGCCAGAAAGUGCGAUGACUAUCUCAGGUUCGAGAGUGAUAAAUGUGAUGGAAGAACGUCCGUAAUGGGAACCAUAAGUGUUGAUAAAAGUGCUACAGGAGAGUAUUAUUUAAAUACACUCGGCGAAGAGCCCUGGGCUGAAGGGUAAACAGAAGUACCACAAUUUAAUGUACUUACUCGUUUAAUAAUUGUU